UCAACUGUCGCUGUCGACAUCGCGCUGUGAUUGAAACGUCAAACUAUUUUGUGUUUUUUUUUUUUUUGUGCUGUGGUGAAUCGUUUCGUGUGGUUCUCAAUUGUGACUUAGGCGCGAACGAGUUCGCAAAUGCGCAGAAAUCAAUCAAAUAGAAACAAAAUCGAAUGCAGCAUUGAAAGUGACAACAACAACAGCGACAACAACGACAACGACAUUUGUUUUUUGUGGCAACUGCAGAGCGUCUAAUGCGUAAGCGGACGUCGAGUGGACGCCCCUCACCCUCCACCUCACAUGUCCUGUAAAAUGUCUGUGUGCGCUCUCACGCAGCCGCCCGUGCCACGUGCCACACGCAACAGCAACAGCAAUAGCAACAAUAACACGAACGCCAACAACACUUCAGGAGCAGCUGCCACAUCAGGUGUCGCUGCCACAACGCCACCAACAACACCGCCAACGCCACCGCCGUCGCCACAAGUGCGCAUCUACGAGGACUUUGACAGGAUGAGCGCCAAGGAAGUGUACUACAACGAGGCUGGCAAAAAGGUCACCGUGAAGCUACUGCAUUUCCCCGACCUCCUGCCCGAGGACAUUGCUAAGCUGCGCUUGGACGAUGCCGACGAUGCCGACGACGCUGACGAUGACGAUGGCGACAGCAUUCGCAGCGGCGGUCACAACAAAUCGUCGUCGUCGCAUCAUGUCGACAGCGAGGAUGCGGGCAGCGAGGCUGAGACAGCUGCCGUUGAUGUGAGCAGCGGAGGUUCAGGUGGCGGAGGCAGCGGAGCUACCAAGAAGAUCUUUCGCCGCAAACUCUCGGGCAACAAUAUGCAGCCGAGAAAGUGCAGUUUGGCCUUUGCCCAGGCGCAUGGCAUUAAGCAGCGGGCGGAGAAGAAACUCUCGAUGCCCACCAUCAGCAUUACGGCCAAUGCGGGGGAGCACAUCAGCCUCUCGUCGGCGCUCGCCGGUCGCAAGCUAUCCCAACAGCUGUCGCAACCGUUGUCCAUGUCGCUGGCGACGCCGCCGCGUCGCUCGCACUCACCGCUGGGCCAGAGUCUGUGUCCCGGCUACAUUCAAUACUCCAAGUCGCUGCUGGAGGUGCCGAUGCCUCGCGAUUACGGCUAUGCCAGCAGCGAUGAUCUGAGCUCCGAGUGGGACUCCGAUGUGUCCACAUCGGCGGCCCCAUCGUCGUCAUCUGCAACGGUCUCGGGUGGCUCAGCCUCGCCCACAGGCAGCACGAAGAAGAGCUCCGGCUGGCGCAAGAUACGCAAUAUAGUGCAGUGGACGCCCUUCUUUCAGACGUACAAGAAGCAGCGUUAUCCGUGGGUCCAGCUAGCCGGACAUCAGGGCAACUUCAAAGCGGGUCCCGAACCGGGCACCGUACUCAAGAAGCUCUGCCCCAAGGAGGAGGAAUGCUUUCAGGUGCUCAUGCAGGAUGUGCUGCGUCCGUAUGUGCCCGUCUACAAGGGCCAGGUGACCAGCGAGGAUGGCGAACUCUAUUUGCAGUUACAGGAUCUGCUUAGUGACUAUGUGCAGCCUUGCGUGAUGGACUGCAAGGUGGGCGUGCGCACCUAUCUCGAGGAGGAGCUAUCCAAGGCCAAGGAGAAGCCCAAGCUGCGCAAGGAUAUGUACGACAAAAUGAUACAGAUCGACGCCCUGGCUCCCAACGCCGAAGAGCACGCUGCCAAGGCGGUAACGAAACCACGCUACAUGGUUUGGCGUGAGACCAUCUCAAGCACAGCCACACUGGGCUUUCGCAUUGAGGGCAUCAAGAAGAGCGACGGCACCAGUUCCAAAGAUUUUAAAACGACCAAGUCACGCGAACAAAUCAAAUUGGCCUUCUCCGAGUUCCUCAGCGGCCAUCCACAUAUUCUGCCACGUUAUAUACAACGAUUGCGGGCCAUUCGCGCCACCUUGGCCGUAUCGGAGUUCUUUCAGACACACGAGGUGAUCGGCAGCUCGCUGCUCUUUGUGCACGAUCAGACGCAUGCGAGUGUUUGGCUAAUUGAUUUCGCCAAAACGGUGGCAUUGCCCGAGCAGCUGCACAUCGAUCACUACUCGGCCUGGAAGGUGGGCAAUCAUGAGGAUGGCUAUUUGAUUGGCAUCAACAAUCUCAUUGACAUAUUCGUCGAGCUGCAGGCGGCCAUCGAAUCGGAACCAUCGACAAUCGCAUCUGGUUCGGGAUCGGGAUCGGGAUCUGGCUCGGGAUCUGGUUCAGGAUCAGCAUCGGGUUCAGGUUCGGUAUCGCCGGCGCCACCUUCCAGUGGCCAAGAUGAGGAGGCCACCAAAUUGUGAAUUGAAAUACUAAUAAUAAUACUACUACUUCUACUAUGAUUUACCAUAGAAAAAAAAAAAAACUAUUAUACUGAAACGUUCCAUGGGGCUGUGCCCCACAACGAACAUUUUCUAGCACAUUCCCCCAAUAUUCCCUCCCCCUAUGUCCCUAAACUAAAUCUCCUAUCUCCGCCCAACAUCACAGCAGAAAGUAAAUGAAUUAAUCAAUUUUUUUCCCAAAAGAAAUCUUAGUCUAGUAGUUGGCAUACAUACAAUUUUUUUUUUGUUUUGUUUUUUUUUUCUCUUAACUGCAUACUUUUAACCCGUUAAGUUUAAAAUCAAAGACUGAACAACAAUAUGCGUAUACCCUAUACAUUUAUAUAUAGCAUAUAUAUAUAACAUACAUACAUAUACAUAUAUAGUAAAUUUUGAUGUGCUGUUGCAUUGCUGUUGUAGUGUAAUUUAUUUAAUGCAAAUUUUUGUUUUCCCACAUUUUACGCUGCACAAAGGCAAAUUGUAAAAGUAGACAAGAAACCGACAAAAUGAUUAACAAAUCAGUUGCAGCAAACGCAAUUUCUCUACUACUUAUAAAUAAUGUUAUUAAUAUUAUGUUUAUUUUGAUUAUCUACUAAUAACAAUAUACUAAUAAUGUGCACUAUUAAACUCAUGUAAACCGU
This is a messenger RNA of Drosophila nasuta, 2945 nucleotides long. RefSeq lists its product as uncharacterized. The record is from RefSeq and is a predicted model, not a curated record. Gene Ontology annotation, biological process: inositol phosphate biosynthetic process; phosphatidylinositol phosphate biosynthetic process. Bases 292 to 2289 code for a protein of 665 amino acids. Gene Ontology annotation, molecular function: inositol hexakisphosphate kinase activity. NCBI's taxonomy places the organism in Eukaryota, Metazoa, Arthropoda, Insecta, Diptera, Drosophilidae. The transcript has 5 exons. Gene Ontology annotation, cellular component: nucleus; cytoplasm.